CUAGCUAUUGUGUAUACACGAGCGCCAUUAGCGACAAUAUCGAUUUAACUCGACUAACACGCUAAGGUAACAUGCUUAUAUGAAUCCGAAUGCAUAAUAUUUUGAAAUACUUUAAUACCAAAGUUAGUUUGCAUUUGGAUGUGUUUAGUAAUAAUUGUCUCAAUUUGGUUCUAAUAUAUACCUCUCCUGUACCUGUACCUGUAGUCGCGAUAAUGGAUAGAUUGAAAAAAUACUCGACUAGUGAAGCGAAAACGUUGCAGUACAUUUAUGAAUCUCAAGAUUAAGUUCGUCAGUCGUAGUUCGAACGCAGUGAUAUGUACUUCAACCCCCACAGGACCGUAUUCAAAGCGCCGAGCCGUUGUCACAUCUCUUAUACAUCGACAAUAAAAAUUGAUUCAUCAUCGAUUCCAUGUACACAUUAUGAGUUUUUAUUGUCCAAUAACAUGACGAAGACUUCGGCUUGUUUCAUCGAAGAAUGCUACAAAUUGAAUAUGCCAGCACCGUCUAUUACUGCAGAAUCUGCCGAAACUUGCAAUAAUAAUCUGAUCCACCUGUCCAAAGAUCGCGCUGCAUCCAUUAUACAGUCUUUUAAAUCUGUACCCAGGUUAACGUUUAUGAAGACGUGGAGCGAUUUACCUGAUGAGAUAAAACAGAUUGAUGAGUAUCGAAAACUCACAUUUUACCUUCACGUAUACUACACCAUAUUGGAAUGUAAAAAACGUGUCAACAAAUCGGAAAACUGUAGUGAUGAUAAAUGCGAUGAAAAUGACGAAAGUUCUAUGGCCGCUUUUCGCAAUUUCUUACUCCAAAGAGGUGCCGAAUUCAGUACAGAAAACGAAUUCUUACCGUACUUUGCGCUGCCAUACGUAUUUGAACCGAUGCAACACCCGUCGUUUAAAAAUUUAUUCAAAGAAAAUCGAUGGUGUGAUUCGCUUAACAAAAGAUUAGAGGAUUUUAUUUUGGAUAUCUCUAUUAAUACGUCGGUGAUUUUAGUACCCAGCAAAGAUGCAGGAAAACGAAAAUUGACGAAAAAAAAAUUUAAAACGCUGUAUAAGGAAUAUAAACCGCUAAACGCCUUGGCCGCCGAACUGUUGAACGCAUUGGAAAAUUCGAUUCGUGGACAAUCAAUUAAUUUGGAAAUUAUUUUAAAAAAUUGUAAUGCUGUGGUGGAAAACAACAACGAUAAUAAAAAAAAUUUAGAAAGUGUUGUUGACGGCCAAUUCGAUUUGGCCAUUUUUAAAAUCAAACUUGAACUUCGAGAUGGUAACAGUACCAAGAACAAAUUACUUAUACUACAAGCCUUGCGUUGGAGAUUGACAAAAUCAGAAAAUAAGACUGACACAGUAUUGAUGAUAAAAAAACACGAUCUAUUGGAUUUGUGUAAAUCCAAAGCCGAACAAGGACUCAUGAAAUGGCUGUUGAUGACAAACGGGCCACAUCCUCUACAACAAAUGAUAUCUAGACUGCUGAACGCCUUGGCGUCAUUCAACAGGGGCCGCAAAUAUUUAACGGGCUCUCCAUUUUUACUGCGUCUGAUCAUAACUCAGCUCAUAUCGUCGCAACAUUUUUGGGACACAAUCACCAGCAACAUGUUGUUAGGAACGUUACAGAAGCUCAGUACGGGAUCACGAGCACGAAAACGGAUGAUUGGAAACGGUUUGGUCACUUGGCUGGCUGACCAACUCAUACGAAAAAGCGAAUUCACCGGUGACCGGAACAAAUACGAGAUGUACGAUCUAGAAUAUAGUCUGGCACUGUUUAUGAACCUCUGCCAAUGUCAUUCGGCCGUCCGGGCUUGUGGCUCACGUGCUCGAAAUCUAUUCAAGAGCUUGAGCGUUUUCAUGACCACUUUAGACGUGGACAUCAUGCCGUGCAUAUCUGGCAUCUUGUACAAUUUGUUCAAAAACCAAGAAAUGAUGGCCAUAGCUAAGGAAGAAGGGGUGACCGGAGUCGUGGAAAAAACGAUUGAAAGCAACAUCAACACGUACCCUUCGGCGGUCGAGCGGUUAGCGGACGUCAGAAAUAUUUUGAUACAAAACGAGCAUCCGGCUUUCGAUCAGUCUUCGUCGGAUGAUGACUACGAUUAUUUCAAUGACGAUAGUGGCGACGAUGACGAUGAUAGCAGCAAUUCCGAUGAAGAUGAUAUAACAGAUGAUGUCGAAAAUUUGGAGGCGGAAUUGGAUGAAGACGAUCCACUUAAGAUUCAGCCCAACGGUGAGGAGUUUCUUGCCAAUUACAAAACGUGUGACAACGCAAAGCAUACAACUUUAGAUCGAUACAAUAUUAAUAAAUGAAAAUAAUAAUACACUCAGUACUCAUGCAAUAUAAAGUUACAAAUAUAUUAUUAUUUAUUUAUUAUAAUAUACCAAAGUAUAUUUUUUCUAUUUUAUCUCAUUUCAGUAUUAUAUAAUGAUAUUUUAAACUUUGUUAUUAUCUAUACGAAAAUAUCAAAUCAGAUUUUUGUUUAACACAAUAUAUUAUAUUGAUAUGUUUAUAAAUUUAUUUAUAUGAAGACUAGAUAUAUUUUACUUUUAUAACAAAAAUAUAAAAACAAGCGAUUGUUAUA
Molecule: messenger RNA, 2566 nt
Organism: Aphis gossypii (cotton aphid)
Lineage: Eukaryota; Metazoa; Arthropoda; Insecta; Hemiptera; Aphididae
Product: lisH domain-containing protein ARMC9-like
Exons: 11
Coding region: 315-2294 (659 amino acids)
Biological process (GO): cilium assembly
Cellular component (GO): centriole; ciliary tip; ciliary basal body
Molecular function (GO): protein binding
Source: RefSeq, a predicted model, not a curated record